GCUCACUGUACGUCACCAUCGAGAUUGUGCUCACACUCGAGGGGAAAACCGGCUCCCAGUCUCUAACCCCUAUCGACCCGAUCUUAGCUCUACAGUACCUCACAUUCACUCAACCUUUUUACAUCUCUGCAGGGUUUUCCAAAGUCCCUGACAUCCCUGACAGUCCUUCAAGUCCCCACAGUCUCCUCACAGUCCCUGACGUCUCCUCCCCAGUCCCCCACAGUCUCUCUACAGUCCCUGAAAUCCCCUCACAGUCCCUGACAGUCUCCCUCACAGUCCCUGACAUCCUUCACGUCCCGGGCGUCUCCCCCAAGUCCCCCCAGUGGCUCUACAUCCCUGACAGCUCUUCACAGCCCUACAGUCUCCCAAGCCCUGACAGUCUUCUCGCAGCCCUGACAGUCUCUCUCACAGUCCCACAUCUCUUUACAGCCCACAGUCCCCUCACAGUCCCUCCAGUCUCUCUCACAGGGCCUGACAGUCUCUCUCCAGUCCCUGAAGUCUCCCCCCACAUCCCCGACAGUUCCUCACGUCCCGGGAAAAUCUCCCUCACGUCCCUGACGUGUCUUCACGUCCCUGACAUCCCCCACAGUCCCCGACAGUGUCUCUCCAGUCCUGAAGUGUCUCCACAUCCCGACGUGUCUCUCCAGUCCCUGACAGUCCCUCACGUCCCGACGUGUUCUCCAGCCCCGACAGUCUCCCUCCAGUCCCCCACAGUCUCUCUACAGUCCCCGACAGUUCCCCACGUCCCCGACAGUCUCUCUCACAGUCCUGACAGUCUUCUACAGUCCCCGCAGUCUCUCUCACAGUCCCUGACAGUCUCUCUCACAGUCCCUGACAGUCUCUCCACAGUCCCUCACAGUCUCUCACAUCCCCGAAUCCCCACAGCUCCCUCACUCCCUGACGUCUCUUCACAGUCCUCACUCUCUUCACAGUCCCCGACAUCUCCCUCCGUCCCUGACAUGUCCUCACAGUCCCGGCAGCCCCCACAUCCCGCAGUCUCCCCACAGCCCCCGACUGUCUCUCACGUCCCUGCAGUCUCUCUCACAAAUCCUUGCAGCUCUCCACGGUCUCCCUCACAGUCCCUGACAGGUCUUCACAUCCCUGACGUCUCUCACAGUGUUUACAGUCCCUCACAGUCCCCGACAGUCCCCCACGUCCCUGACAUUCCCUCACGCCCUGACAGUGUCUCUCACAGUCCCUCACAGUCUCCUUUACAGUCCCUGACGUCCUCCACAGUCCUGACAGUCUCCCUACUCCUGACGUGUCUCCACAGCCCUGAAUCUCCUCACACCCUGACAGUCUCUCUCCAGUCCCUGACUCCCCUCCGUCCCCCCACAGUCUCCACAGUGUCUUACAGUCUCUCCACGUCCCUGACAGCUCCCCCCAAGUCCCCCACAGUCUCCCCCCAGUCCCUGCAGUCUCCCCCACUCCCUGACGUCUCUCUCACAGCCCCCGAAGUCUCCCUACAGUCCCUGCAGGUCUCUCACUCCCCGACGUCUCUCCCAGCCCGACAGUCCCCUCCGUCCCCCACAGUCUCUUCAAUCCUCAGUCUCCUCACAUCCCCACAGUUUCUCUCACAGUCCCUGACAAGCUCUUCCCAGUCCCGAAGUCUCCCUCAAGUCCCUCACAGUUCCUCACAGUCCCUGACAGCUCCCACAGUCCCCCCGUCUCUCUCACAGUCCCUGACAGUCUCUCUCAAAGCCCUGACAGUCUCUCUACAGUCCCGACAGUUCUCUCCAUUUCCCCCCGUCUCUUCACAGUCCCUGCGUCUCCCCAAGUCCCUGACAUUUUCCCCACACCUUCACAGUCCUGACAGUUCUCUCACAGUCCCUGACAGCUCUUCACAGUCCCGACACUCUCUUUUUCAGUCCCCGACAGUUUCCCCCCCCGUCCCCGACAGUCUCUCUCACGUCCCCCACAGUCUCCCCCAGUCCCUACAGUUCUCUCACAGUCCUGCAGUCUCCUCACAGUCCCCCCACAGUCUCCUCACAGUCCCCGACAGUCCUCUCACAGUCCCUGACAUCUUUUCCCCAGUCCUGACAGUCUCCCCCAGUCCCGACAGUCUCUUCACAGCCCCGACAGUUUCCCCCACAGUCCCCCAAGUCUUCUCACAGUCCCGACAGCUCUUCAAUCCCCGACGUUCUUCACAGUCCCGACGUCUCCCUCACAGUCCCUCAAGUCUCUUCACAGUCCCUGACGUCUUCUCACAGUCCCUGCAGCUCUCUCCAUCUCCUUUACGUCCCCCACAGUCUUCCCCAAAUCCCCGACAGUCUCCUUACAGCCCCGACGGUCUCACAGUCCCCGCAGCUCUUCCAGCCGACAGUCUCUCUCACAUCCCUGACACUCCCCCACAGUCCCCCCGUUCCCCCACUCCCGACAGUUCCCCUUUACAGUCCUUACGUCUCCAGUGCCCCCAGAGACUUCCUUUUAGGGAAAAAAUGGCCU
Penaeus monodon (black tiger shrimp) is the source of this 2445-nucleotide messenger RNA. RefSeq names its product proline-rich protein 36-like. The transcript is spliced from 11 exons. The annotation marks the transcript as partial. The record is from RefSeq and is a predicted model, not a curated record. Lineage: Eukaryota; Metazoa; Arthropoda; Malacostraca; Decapoda; Penaeidae.